Molecule: messenger RNA, 702 nt
Organism: Annulohypoxylon maeteangense
Lineage: Eukaryota; Fungi; Ascomycota; Sordariomycetes; Xylariales; Hypoxylaceae
Exons: 2
Coding region: 171-530 (119 amino acids)
Source: RefSeq, a predicted model, not a curated record
GAGCAUUGACGUUAGAUUGCUUGCUCAAUUGAAGCUUUAUCACGAAUUCUACCGAGAGUUCCCAUCCGACAUUCAAGCGCACACUGUCGCAUAAAAUCAUUUUCAAUUGAGGACUAUCCCGCAAAUAACCAGUCAAAUCUCGAAUUACGUCAUCCUAGGCUUCUAUCGCCAUGCCGACACCCGAGUCCGAAGCCUUCCUGGCGAAGAAGCCUACAGUCCCUCCUACUUUCGCUGGAGUAGACUUCGACGACAACAAACGAUUGAAGCAAGCGCAAGAUGCCAUUAUCAAAGAACAAUGGGUGGGAGUUAUGAUGGGUCGGCUAGUGCGAGAGGAGCUGAGCAAAUGCUACUACCGCGAGGGUGUUAACCACCUCGAGAAGUGCGGUGCUCUAAGAGAAAAAUACCUCCAGAUGCUCAAGGAGUCCCGAGUAAAGGGCUACAUGUUCGAGCAACGACACGUCGCCCGUUCAACAAUAAGCAAGAAUGGAACGGAGCAAAUAGUUGACACUGAGUUGAGGCAGCCGAAGUAACGGAGAAGAAAGCAAUGAAUGCGUGUUUUGAACAGCCUAGAGGUCUUCAUGUGAGGCCAAUCUGGUGCGAUGGGAACUUCUCGAACACCUAUCAUAUUGUAUAUAAUCAGAAGCCUAACAUAUCAAAACAAAAAUCUCAGUCAAAUUGCCAUAAUUCAUACGUGAAACAUCC